GCUAUAAACGACUCUGUUAACUCCAUGGAUCCGGCCUACAUCAUCUCUGGCUUAUGUAUUGCCGUAUCCGGACUUGUACUCUGUCCCAUUCUCUACGUGCGCUAUUACUCCCGCCGGGCUCGACGUCGAUAUCGAAGAAAGCGUUGCCAACCGUCAACAUUGUGCUGAUCCUUUCCACUCACUCAUGCUCUUUAUGAAUAUUGUACAGAAAAAGAAGUGCUUGGUAUUGCCAUUCUGUCUGUUGUAUCCAUAUUGA
Messenger RNA from Protopolystoma xenopodis, 256 nucleotides. The record is from the annotation of a GenBank genome assembly. Lineage: Eukaryota; Metazoa; Platyhelminthes; Monogenea; Polystomatidea; Polystomatidae.